UAUAAGACAGGGGCUGAGCUUCGGCCAAGACUGCAAGGGAAGAUAACUCCUUAGAUCAUUGUCUUGCCUCUUCUCCCUGCGUUGAAAAGCAGCUUCAAGCUCUGAGAUGGCAUUCUCUGGAAUACUGAAUGAUGCUGACAUUGCAGCUGCUUUGAAAAGCUGCCAAGCUGCCGAUUCCUUCAGCUGCAAGACAUUCUUUGCCAAAUCCGGUUUGCAGGGCAAAUCCAAGGAUCAGCUAACAAAAGUAUUUGAAGUUAUUGAUCAAGACAAGAGUGGAUACAUUGAGGAAGGGGAGCUGAAAAUGUUCAUGCAGAAUUUUGAUGGGAAAGCCAGAGUGCUGACUGAUAAGGAGACUUUGGAGUUUCUGAAAGCAGGUGACACCGAUGGAGAUGGCAAAAUUGGCGUGGAUGAGUUUGUAGUCCUGGUUUCCAAGUGUUAAAGCGAUUCAAGGGAAGACCAAGCCAAUUGUAUUGUACAACAUCCUUUCUUAUUGCAAGUCAACUAUUUAUUUAUACAUUUUAUACAGUGAAACAGCAUUGACAGUGGCCAGCAAGUUGUUUCUUACUAUUUGGGAACUGUGUUAACUCCCAAUGCACUGUUCGACCUUUAUUAUUGUCCAUUGUUGUAAAAUUCAUAAUUAAAAGGGCUUUCUACAUCAAAAAGCAGGACAGAGUCGCGGCCCAAGGGAAAAGAAAUUGGAUAUUUCGUUUUGUUGGUAGGGUCCAUUUAAGACGACAACUCAGUUGAGGGGAGUUUUCUAAGAAAUUUCAUCAAGAGUUAACCAAGCGACCGCCUUCCUUCCCAACCUAGUAUAUGACAUGAUAUUGGAAAAACAGUUAAAUAAGAAGUUUUUGCCUUACCUAACCAGGUUCACAAAACCCUUUACUAGUCAUACCCGUGGAAUUGUCCAUUCAUCCAUAUAAAGUGACUUCAUCAUUCACAG
Pseudonaja textilis is the source of this 943-nucleotide messenger RNA. RefSeq names its product parvalbumin beta. Gene Ontology annotation, molecular function: calcium ion binding. Lineage: Eukaryota; Metazoa; Chordata; Lepidosauria; Squamata; Elapidae. Gene Ontology annotation, cellular component: cytoplasm. The record is from RefSeq and is a predicted model, not a curated record.